AUGGCCGAGGGGGCUCCCGCUCAGGCGCCGGAGCCGGUGCUGCAGCCCCGCUGCCCCUCGCCCCUCCGGCCGCCGGCCGGCCCCGAGCGCACCUCGGAGCGGGAGACGCAGACGGCCGAGCUGUCCCUGACGGUGGUGGCGGCCGUGCAGGCGGUGGAGAGGAAGGUGGACUCCCAUUCCACCCGCCUGCUCGACCUGGAGGGUCGGACAGGGAUGGCAGAGAAGAAGCUGAUCGACUGCGAGAAGACGGCGGCGGAGCUGGGGAACCAGCUGGAGAGCAAGUGCGCGGCGCUGGGCACCCUCAUCCAGGAGUACGGGCUGCUCCAGCGGCGCCUGGAGAACAUGGAGAACCUGCUGAAGAACAGGAACUUCUGGAUCCUGCGGCUGCCCCCGGGCAGGAAGGGGGAAGUCCCCAAGGUGCCGGUGACGUUUGACGACGUGUCCGUCUAUUUCAACAACAAGGAAUGGGAGAAGCUGGAGGAGUGGCAGAAGGAGCUGUACAAGAAUGUGAUGAAGGGCAACUACGAGUCGCUGAUCUCCCUGGACUAUGCAAUUUCCAAACCUGGUGUUUUGUCUCAGAUCGAGCAAGGAGAGGAAUCGCGGGUCAGGAAUGAGCAGGACUUGGAGGAGAGCGAGAUCAUUACCGAUGCCACCGCAGCUGGUAUAAGGGUUGUGAUCAAAACGGAGGAGCUCCUUCCUGAAGACAGCCCCGAAAACCCCGAGCUCCACGGGAUGUCGGGGCAGUCGGAGGGGAGCUUCCAGAGUCCGGAUGAGGAGGCAGCCUGCGAGAGCCCCUACGGCUCCGUCUCCCCUCCGAGGGACCUCCCGGGAACCAGCCUGGGCGACUCCUCCGAAUAUGUAGCUGACUUCAACGAGAUCCAGAGAGUCAUCGUUCACCACGGGAGCUGCACAGAGGACGGGAUCGUGAUCAAGACGGAGGAGGAGGAGGAGGAGGACGACCCCGACACCCUGGAGCCGUGCGCCAUGUUCUCGGGGAGGACCGAGCCGCCGGCGUUCCCUAGCCACGAGGCCGGGCUGGGCUGCGAGGCGCAGUGCAGCUCCAAAACGCAGCCCAGGAGCCUGGCGGCCACCCGCGUGGGGAAGCCCCCCGCCUGUGAGAGGGACUCCGGGGAGAUGAAGCCGGCCAUCGCCCAGCAGCGGAACCGGACGAGGGAGAGACCCUACAUCUGCCCCGAGUGCGGGAAGAGCUUCAUGCUCAAGAUCAACUUCAUGAUCCACCAGCGCAACCACCUCAAGGAAGGGCCCUACGAGUGCCACGACUGCGACCUCAGCUUCCGCAACAAGCAGCAGUUCCUGCUGCACCAGCGCAGCCACACGCGCCGAGGCGUGGGGGUCCCCCGGCGCCCCGAGCACGGCCUCAAGCCCCAGCCACGGCCCCCGCCCCCGGGGAAGCCCUACAAGUGCUCCGAGUGCGAAAGCAGCUUCAGCCACAAGUCGAGCCUCAGCAAACACCAGAUCACCCACGUCGGGGAGCGGCCCUUCACCUGCGGCGAGUGCCGGCGGAGCUUCCGCCUGCAGAUCAGCCUCAUCAUGCACCAGAGGAUCCACGCCGGCAAGAGCGAGAUGGCCUUCCUCUGCCCCCAGUGCGGGAAGAACUUCACCCGGCCCUCCCAUCUCCUGCGGCACCAGCGGACUCACACCGGCGAGCGGCCCUACCAGUGCAGCCAGUGCGAGAAGACCUUCAGCGAGAAGUCCAAGCUCACCAACCAUUACCGCAUCCACACCCGGGAGCGCCCGCACGCCUGCGCUGUCUGCGGGAAGGGUUUCAUCCGCAAGCACCAUCUCCUGGAGCACCAGCGCAUCCACACGGGCGAGCGGCCCUACCACUGCACCGAGUGCGGCAAGAACUUCACCCAGAAGCAUCACCUCCUGGAGCACCAGCGGGCGCACACCGGCGAGCGGCCCUACCCCUGCACCGAGUGCACCAAGUGCUUCCGCUACAAGCAGUCCCUCAAGUACCACCUGAGGACGCACAUGGGAGAGUGA
Messenger RNA from Gavia stellata (red-throated loon), 2007 nucleotides. RefSeq names its product zinc finger protein 777-like. The record is from RefSeq and is a predicted model, not a curated record. Gene Ontology annotation, biological process: regulation of transcription by RNA polymerase II. The transcript has 6 exons. Bases 1 to 2007 code for a protein of 668 amino acids. NCBI's taxonomy places the organism in Eukaryota, Metazoa, Chordata, Aves, Gaviiformes, Gaviidae. Gene Ontology annotation, molecular function: RNA polymerase II cis-regulatory region sequence-specific DNA binding; DNA-binding transcription factor activity.